Kickxella alabastrina is the source of this 442-nucleotide messenger RNA. RefSeq lists its product as uncharacterized. The record is from RefSeq and is a predicted model, not a curated record. NCBI's taxonomy places the organism in Eukaryota, Fungi, Kickxellomycota, Kickxellomycetes, Kickxellales, Kickxellaceae. The transcript has a single exon. The coding region runs from base 52 to 336 and encodes 94 amino acids.
CACACCCUAUUUUCACACAUAAUAUAAAAAGUACUAAACAAAUAACAUAAAAUGAAAAUAUCCUAUAUCCCUAUUAUUCUGUCCAUCAGCGCUGCGCUCACACAUGCACACUACAAAUGCACAACCGACGAGGCCUUUGAUGUUUUGUUCAAUGAUAUUACUGCGGAUUUGCUUGCCGAGCAUAUACUUGAUUAUCUGAAAAAGGGUUCUGUCCAGUGGCGCAAUGAUAUAGAUCAGGUUGAUCCCAGGAAGUCUGCCGUUGCACUUAUUCUACGCUAUAGAGCAAUGCUUGAAAAACUGCCGGUUGCCAUCGCUUCAAGGUUUCCGAGAAUCUAAAUAGUAAUAUAUUUUUUGGGUGUAUUUUCCAAAAAACAAUAUCAUUAAACCAUUUCAAUUAAAUAGUUAGUAAUAAAUAUCAAUUAUAAUAAUAUAUUAAUACUUG